AUGUUGCAAGAAUAGUUUAUUUCAUAGAAAGUUUUAGAAGAAGCCUCUUAUUUAUAAUUUUUGGAAGAGUUGGAAAUAGCGAAAAGAAGCGAUUUCUUCUCCAUUGAAGAUUAUUAAAAACUUAUGAACAGGAUAAUUAAUGGAGUAUUCGAUGAGGAAAUCAACAUAGAGAUAUUUGAAGUAUGCCAAAAGAACUAUAAUAAUUAAGUUAGAGUUGAUGAGUAUAUCAGGAAUACUAUUAAGGCAGAAGAUUAACUGCUAGAAAAGAUUUAAAUAUUUAGCGACUUGAAUAUAUAAAAGUAAAAGGAAAUAGCAGAAAUUUAAAAGCAAUAAGAACUAAUUGCGUAGAACAAGUUAGAAGUACCAAUUGAAUCCUACUUUAAAAUUAAUAUUUAGAGUGUGGAAAUUGUUUUGAAAAACUAAAGUAAUAUCCAUACAUCGGUAGAUUUAAUUUAUUUAAAACUGCAAUCACAUGACGGAUUUCUUCGUACAUCUUCAGCUUAACUAAGUGAAGACUAAAGAUAGGUUAUUCCAUAUAAAGAGAUAUUUAAUAUCCUACUUUAAAAGGAAUAAUAAAACCUAGAGAUAGAAGUUUGUGGGCUCUAAAAUUAAGAAGAAAUAGUUUUGUUUAGAUAAUCAGUUCCUUUGUAUUAAUAUCAGUCUGGAUACAGUAUUAAUCAAAGAAUAAGAACAACAUGUGAAAAAAAAGAUCUUGCUGAAGCAUGCUUUGUCAACAUAAUAGCAGAAAUCAACAACGAUAUUAAUGGGUAUUAUGAAACACUUAUAAGCCAGUUGAUUCUGUAACAGUAAGAAAAUAAUGAUGAAAAAGUUCAAUAUAAGAGCGAUUUGAUGUAUAUUCAAAGACCUUAUAUUAGACUGGCUAAUGAUUACAAUGAAAAAGUAAUUAAAACUCAAAAAUUGAAGUAAUAAAAUUAGAUGUAAAAUCAAUAUUUCAAUAACACUACGAAUGUCAUUACAAAAAGUUCGUUACCACCGAAUUUUACAAAUUUAGAAACAAAUGAUAAUAUGAGAGUGCCUUCUCUUCCAACUAAUAUUUUGAAUUUAAGCUAUUAAUAAAGUGGACCGUUUUAAAAAGCAAAAGAAUUUAUAAAAGAUGCAAGCAAUAAUAAAAAUUAGCAGAAAGCUACACAAGAAGAGUAGUAAAAGUAAUAAUACAAAAUAAAUUAUUUCGUAUUAACUCUUUUUGCUUACUUUUUCUUCUCUGUUAUCAGCUGUUUAGACAGCUCGAAAUUCAUGGAUCUGACUGCCUGCUGCUUUCUGUUUUUAAUUCUUAUCAAUAACGCUGCUUAGCUUAAUUACUUAGUUUUUUGCCAAAUUAUAGUUUUUAUAUCUUUAUUACAAGACCUUGUUUAUCUUUAUAUCCAUACAUAGGACUUUUAGUUUAAAUUCGAAAAAUCUUCUCCAACAGAAGUAGAAGCAGCUAAACUAUUUAGAGGCUUAGAGAGAGUAUCAAUACUAGUUUCAUUCAUAAAUGCAUUUAUAAGGGUCGCUUUAAUUUACUAUAUUCACAAGAUAUCAAAUAUAUUUAGUUCAUUUUAAAGUCCGUUUUAUUUUGGUGUUGAACCAUUUAAAUUUUAACUUGGCGGAAUUUAUGUAAAGAAUCCCUUAAACCUUCUUGAUAACAAACCAGAAAUAGACUAAUAAUACGGAACAAAUUAUUGA
Messenger RNA from Tetrahymena thermophila SB210, 1683 nucleotides. RefSeq names its product transmembrane protein, putative. The transcript is spliced from 7 exons. Lineage: Eukaryota; Ciliophora; Oligohymenophorea; Hymenostomatida; Tetrahymenidae. The record is from RefSeq and is a predicted model, not a curated record.